AUGAAGGAUGCAGAACGGCUGAACCUGCUCAAGGAGAUCGGAGGCGCACGCGUGUAUGAGGAGCGGCGCAAGGAGAGCCUCAAGAUCAUGCAGGAAGCUGAGGUGCGUCGGCAGCAGAUUGCAGACUUCCUCGCGCACAUCGAAGCGCGUCUCAAGGAGCUGGACGAAGAGAAGGAGGAGCUUAAACGCUUCCAGCUACUGGACAAGCAACGCCGCUCGCUCGAAUACGCCAUCUUCGAAAAAGAGCUCGCAGAGGCACGCGACCAGCUGGAAAACGUGGAGUCGCGGAGGCUACAGGUGCAGGAGCGCACGAGCGGGACGCACCAGAAAGCGCGGGAGCGGCAGGAGGAGGUGAAGGAGGUGGAGCGGCAGCUGAAGGCAAAGAACAGGGAGCUGCAGGGGCUGGUGCAGGAGCAGGAGAGGGUGGAGGAGCAGAGGAACGAGGGCAUGCGCGCGUGCACGAGGCUGCGGCUUGAUGUGAAGGAGCUGGAGCAGGCGCUAGAAGCAGACCAGGGGCGCAAGCAAGAGCUGGAAGCGGAGCUACAGCAGCUGCAGAGGGACAUUGCCAAGUCGAACGCUGACUUGGAGGCGAUUCACCCACAGCACCAGCAGCACGUGGCAGAGGAGGCUGCCCUGAACAAGAGGCUGGCAGAGUGCUCGCGUCGUCUGGAUGCGCUGUACGAGAGGAAGGGGCAGAAGGCGCAGUUUAAGAGCAAGGACGAGCGCGACCGGUGGCUCAGGCGCGGCAUUGCAGAGCUGGAGCAGCUGGUGCAGCGCAGCAUGGCACAGUUGAGGGGUCUGGAGGCGGAGAGUGAGAGGCUGAGGCAGGCGGGGCAGCAGCUACAGGAGGAGAUGGCGCAGAAGGGGCAGCAGGUGGAGGAGGCAGAGGCGGAGGUAGCAAAAUGUGCAGAGGAGAUGCGAGGGGCCAAGGCAUGGAGAGACGAGCAGAACAGCCGCCGCAAGCAACUGAUGAAGCAGGAGGCGGACUUGGCAGCGGAGGUGAAACGAGUGAGCGAGGAGAAGGACCGAGCAGAGGGGCAGCUGGACAAGUCCACGCCCAGGGACAUCCGCCGGGGGCUCUUCUCGCUGCGCCAGAUAGUGCGGGACCAUUCCAUCCGGGGGGUGCACGGGCCGCUGCUGGAGCUCGUGGCCUGCGACGACAAAUUUGUCACCGCGGUCGAAGUCACCGCAGGGAACAGCCUCUUCAACGUCGUGGUGGAUAAUGACGAGACUGCCGCUCGGCUCGUGCGGUAUUUGAACCAGCAGAGGGGCGGCAGGAUCACGUUUAUUCCGCUGAACCAGGCGCGGGCGCCAACGGUGGCGUAUCCGGAGAGGCAGGACGUGGUGCCGUUGCUGUCGAAAGUCAAGUUUGAGCCGCAGAUCGCUGCUGCAUGUGGGCAGGUGUUUGGCCGCGCUGUGGUCUGCCGCGACCUGUCAGUGGCAGCUGACGUGGCACGCACUGGAAGCUUCGACUGCAUCACACUGGAAG
Messenger RNA from Closterium sp. Yama58-4, 1489 nucleotides. The record is from the annotation of a GenBank genome assembly. NCBI's taxonomy places the organism in Eukaryota, Viridiplantae, Streptophyta, Zygnematophyceae, Desmidiales, Closteriaceae.